AUGGCCCGUCGUUUCCUUCAAGGGCAAAAUGUCACCUUCGGGUUGAGUAUGAUUUUGUUCACCUUCAUGUUCCUGCCCACCUUCUUAAUCCUGACUGCUGUGGUCGUCUUCUUCCUACUUGCGUACCCUCGUCUACGAAAAUCCAUAGACGGCGAGCAAGGGGUUACGCCAAGAGAAGCGCAAUUGGAGACUUGA
Penicillium verhagenii is the source of this 195-nucleotide messenger RNA. RefSeq lists its product as uncharacterized. Bases 1 to 195 code for a protein of 64 amino acids. The record is from RefSeq and is a predicted model, not a curated record. The transcript has a single exon. NCBI's taxonomy places the organism in Eukaryota, Fungi, Ascomycota, Eurotiomycetes, Eurotiales, Aspergillaceae.